CAUAUUUUGUAUACAUUCAUAUAUGUAUAUUUAUAAAUAAUCCUUAACUAUGAAAGAAAGUGCAUUGCUGUUAUUCUUGUGUUUUUUUAAAACAACUUUCGGAAUGCGAGAUGUUUUCGUACAGAAAAUGGAAUCUUUAAUUGGAGAAAAUGUUUACCUGCCAUGUAACGUAACAAGUUAUGAAGGAGACGAAGCUGUUUUGGUCUUGUGGUAUCGAGAUGAUAAAGGUACCCCAAUAUACAGUGUGGACAUGCGAGCUGGUAUUUCAAAGGCUCCCAAACGAUGGUCAGACGAUGCGGUUUUUGGAGACAGAGCUUACUUUGUUUUCGAAAACGAGCCUGGAAGGCUUUCUGUGGAAAAAAUACAAGCAAGUGACUCUGGAAUAUAUAGAUGUCGUGUGGAUUUCUUGAAGGCGCAAACAUAUAAUACUCGCAUAAGACUGGACGUCAUAACACCUCCAAAACAAGUCAUAAUACGCGAUAGUGCUAACGUAGAACGCUCAACAGUGGUUGGUCCAUACAGUGAAGGUGACAUUAUUGCGUUAAAGUGCCAAGUUGUUGGAGGUUAUCCAACACCAUCAGUUAGCUGGUAUCGAGAUGGAAUGGAAAUACCAAGCCAAGUUACUUAUUUACCAGGAGGAAAAGUUCUUCAAAGUGAAAUUUCACUUGGACCUCUUGGAAGAAGUGACUUAAACUCCAGACUUGUUUGCAGAGCAAUGAACCAUCCUAAAGCAUCUGUUGUUGAAGCAGUUGUUCAAAUCGACAUGAACUUUUCUCCAUUAAAUAUACGAUUAUUGGGCGCUUAUCAACCUCUAUCAGCUGGACGCAGAUACGAUUUACUAUGUCAAAGUGCUGGAUCCAGACCGCCAGCCGUAAUCACAUGGUGGCAAAACGGCAUCAGAUUGGAAAAGACUACUGAAACUACUUCUAGUGAUGGAAAUCAGACUACCAGUACGCUUUCAAUAAACUUAAGCAAAACCGAUUCAGGAAAAUUUCUAUCGUGUAAGGCUUACAAUCAUGCUGUUCCCUCUGACCCCCUUGAAGACGGUUGGAAAUUGGACAUUCAAUAUAUUCCAGAAGCGUAUGUUCGUUUGGGAACAUCAUUAGAUGCAAAUGCCUUACGUGAAGGAACCGAUGUUUACUUUGACUGCUUGGUAGUAGCACAUCCUCAGGUGUUUCGAAUUGAAUGGCGCCAUAACGAUCAUCCAUUAUUACAUAAUAUUUCGCAAGGAAUUAUAAUCAGUAACCAUUCCUUGGUUUUACAAGGAGUAACAAGGGCCACCGCUGGCAACUAUUCCUGUGUCGGGUUUAAUGCGGAAGGAGAGGGAAUGAGUGAGCCUUUCAAUCUUAACAUAUUAUUUGCUCCAACUUGUGCUCAAAAUCAGCCUAAGAUCUAUGGUGUUGCGAAACAAGAAGAUGCACAGAUUAAAUGCGUUGUCGAUGCCAAUCCUCAUGAAGUGGACUUUAGUUGGACUUUUAAUAAUUCUGCCGAGAGUAUUGAUGUUGCAACAAAUCAUAUAUCUCGGUUAGGUACAACUUCUAUCGUAACAUAUACACCGAUAACUGAACUGGACUACGGAACUCUUCUUUGUGUGGCCACAAAUAAGAUUGGCAGACAGCGGGUUCCAUGUGUAUUUCACAUAAUUGCUGCAGGUCGACCAGAUCAAGUACAUAAUUGUACUUUAUUAAAUAUUUCGAUGACGUCUCUUACGGCAACUUGUAGCGAUGGUUUUAAUGGCGGAUUACCUCAAUUAUUUAAUUUGGAACUUCACGAUGCAAAUAGUAAAGAAAUCAAAGCAAACAUUACAUCAACCGUGCCAAGGUUUACGGUGUCAGGUCUUCUUCCAGGCAAUGUCUAUAUAUUAUCAAUUUUUGCAUAUAAUUCCAAAGGCCGAUCGGACCCUACUAUAGUAAAUGCUGCUAUGUUAAGAAUGCCUGAAAAACAGCUGACUUUUGAACAAGCCCAUAAACCACGCGCAGAGCUGCUGUUCUCUCCAAUGGUAUCGUUAACAAUCGGAUUAACUUUAGCUGUGUUUGUCGCUAGUUUAGCUAUCGUACUUGCACUUCGAAUUCCUUGUGCAGCUACAUCACGAAGACGACAAAAGGAAUUAUCUAAUGAGAAUGAAUCUAGAGAUGUGUCCCCAGGACCGAGUGACCACAGCGCCAGUAAAGAAAUGGAAGAGAGUGAUGAAAGGAACCCAGAUGUGGUUCCCGAACUUAUAGAUUAUGAUGAGCAGGUCGAAUAUGCACGAAAAAGACAACAUAUUUCAACAAUCGAUACUACGAGUUGUAAUUCUCGCAGAAGUGUUUUAGUAAAUUCAGCCUCAGGACAGCAAAUGGAUAUUACUGAGAGAACUUUAUGCGCGGCUCACAGCAUUGGUUAUUGCACUUUACGCAGUGGAAGAAAUUCUCAAAACAAAAGACCGGUUGGAACAUUGCCAAUGAAUGUUACUCCACAUGUUUAUUCAAAUGCCAUUGCUCAGUGUACACUUCCUCGGCAGUCGUUUCAAAAUGAGUGGCCCCGAUACACAAGCAAUGGAACUGAGCCAACCCAUAUUGCACCCAUCUCAACGUUUCAUCAGCUAUCGAUUUCUGCAGACAAGACCCAACCACAUCAGUCUCGAGAUUCUACGGAGGAGUUUGCUGGCUCAUCAUCUUCUACAUCUAACAGUUCUAUGAUUUCAGCAUCUACUGCUUGCGCUCAAUCCCAUGGUCGAACUAUAGCGUUACACCACAUGAACCAAGCUCAAACAAGCAGAGCCUGUAUUGGAACACCAAACAACGUCAUAAACACUGUUGAGCACAUUCAAUCCGACGAUGAGGCUACCGUCCAGACCCCAUUAAUGAUAAAGCGCGAUAGCUCCGUAUGACUAUAGAAUUACCACGGGGUAAACAAUACGACCCUGUGAUGCUCAAACAAAAAUUAGGCUGUUUUUAUAAAAAUGGCGCACAUAUAGAAAUACAUAGAAUUUUUAUACAAUUAAACUUCAAUAUAUAUAUUUAAGAAUAUUCCAGGCCCCUAGAAUGUCCUGAAAAAUUGUUAUUAUUUUUUAUUUAUACUUAGAAAUGGGAGCACUCGUAUCCAAUUCAUGAUAAAAACAUUUUGGUUCCUUGUCUGUUUUUUAACAGAAAACACUAUGCCAAAUUUUAUAAUUGUAAUAAACACUAAGAUUAUCUCCUAGUUUACCCGGAAGAUCAAUAAAAUAAUGUAAAAUAAAUAGA
Drosophila innubila is the source of this 3221-nucleotide messenger RNA. It is a transcript of the gene side-VII, whose product is annotated as hemicentin-1. Gene Ontology annotation, molecular function: protein binding. The transcript has 16 exons. The record is from RefSeq and is a predicted model, not a curated record. Lineage: Eukaryota; Metazoa; Arthropoda; Insecta; Diptera; Drosophilidae. Bases 50 to 2869 code for a protein of 939 amino acids.